GAAGUUUUGAUAAAAACACUUUAGUUUCUAACUCAAUAAUUUGUUUAACAGAGAUGGUUUCAUUUGAUUUGACAGUGGAAUAUCCCAAUAACCCAACAACUAUUAUCAGAUUCUGAUUAUUGUUUUGUAAGGUUAUGAUUGGAACGUGGAUCCGUACCAACUAGCGUGAAGAGCGCAAACACAAAUGCAAAGAAACAUGUUGGACCCCAUUGCUUUUAGUAGGAAGCAGAUAAACACCCAGUUAUUCAGGACCUCUGAAGAAGGAUGGGCGGUUUCAAGCUUUUGAAACGCUGACCAAAUGUUUGUUCUGUGUAUUUUUCUCCCUUACCUUUCAACAAUAUGCCCGACCAAAGUGUAUUCCUUGAUGGAGACUCGUGCGUCUCAGGAAGUUGGAUGGUGUGCAUUGAUUUUUUAACAUGAAUAAUGUAAGUGAUGUCAUAAGAUGGUAGUCUAAUGGCUUUUGGCUGUAGUCGUCCCCUGGGUGCAGUGUCUCCGGGAGGCUGGAGUGUAAAUAUGCUAAAAGUGGUCUGCCUAUAGACCCCCUCUGUUGUAUUUGUUGUUAAAAUAUGGUAAUGACAUCAGGCAGAUAUUGCUGUUUCUGCAAUGAUUUCACACCACAUGAGAACCCUCUGUAACAAAAGAACUGGAUAACUUUAUUAGCGUGGUUCAAGUCAUGUUGUUUUGUCUGUGACAAAAGGCAGAUCACGGAGCUCAUGGUUUGAGGUACAUCUGUGCAAAUAUUACUUAAGCAUUCUCCUCAAAGCUCCGCAUGGGUAUGUCCCAAUCCUGUUUGCUGUAAUACACUUUUACUCAUCUCUAUGUCAGCCCAGGACAGGCAGCAAUUACACUUUGCAGACUUCUUUGUUCUUUUUAUGUUAAAGGUGCUCUGUAGAGGUUUCUUCAGUUUCGAACCAAAAUGCAUCACGUGAGGCUUGAAAAAUGUGUUCAAUGCAUUUCCUUUCCCAGAAAAUGUGUCAUUCGGGUGUUUUCUUAAAUAUGUAUUUUGAAUUGUGCUUUUUUUUAUAGUAUAUACUAGAAUGUUUGCUAGCUUGCGGACUUCUUCUUCACUGUUUUUGUUGGUGCCUGAAAAAAUACUCUUCCAUCAAUUUGAUUAUUUGAUCCAAAGAAAAUCAAGCACCAACUUUUUUGAUAAUCAAUUAACUUUUAGUGCCAUUUAUCAAGUAAUUUUUUUGAUAUAUUUUAUCUAUAUAUUAUUGGUUAAAGUAAAGAUAAAAAGCAAUUUAAAGAAGUCACAUUGGGCUCUGGAAACCUGGACUGGACUUUGGGCUUUUCAGUCAGACUGCUGAAUCAAUCAGCCCUUGUCUCAGUCUCUUGCUACGCAGCAGCGAUCCUCUCCCUCAGCUCCCAUCCCAUCUUCCUCCAGAGAGCUUCAGGUUUCAUUGGUAUUCAUUGUCGGUAUCACCAACAUACCAGAGUAUGUUACAUUCUCAUUCUCUUCAUCAUUGAUGUAUAGAUUACAGUGAUUGUCGGGCCCAGUCGCCCACAGUGCUGUCAGCCAGCCGAUUCUCUGUGGCUUCAGUUCUCAGGUACAUGGGGGGGGGACUUUCAGAGGAUGUGAGGCAACACAAUACUCGUCUGUCAGAAGUGCACCUGCUCAUACCGACUUUGAUAGGGCAGUUGUCGUGUCUGCCCCUCAGGGAUUCGUAAGAAAAUGGUGCUCUGAAAGAUGAUGAAUUCAGAGACGAGGGUGUUGUGAUGGAACGCCCAGGGUUGAGGGAAGCAUCAUUUGUUUGCAAAAAUGUUGUCUGGAUUUGGUUUCUAAAGUUUUCUGUGUAAGGAUUUACCCUCUAUAGAGUAACAUAGUUUAAAAUGAAGGUGGUUGCAUGCUUUGGGCCGUGCGCUGUGUUUUUACAUGGCACACUGCGUUUGUUUCUCUGCAGUAAACAAUUUCAAUUUGAAGUUAAUCCCUGAAUACAUCACUGGCUCCUCCUCUCAGUCUUUUUUGUUACAAAAUUGCACCUCUUCUACUUCCAGUCUAUCUCACUACCAUUCCCCCUCCUUCCUCUCUCCCCCCGUCGCUGUCAUUGCAGUGUUUUGGACGCCGUUCCGUUGCCAUGAAGCAACCGCAACAAUGGCCCCUCUCUGUCAGAGCGCAUCGCUGCCCGAGGAAUGCUUGUUUAGUAGUGGCAUGCCUCGACAGGGGAAACACAUUGUCUUGUCUACCAGUUGAACUCUUUCAUAGACUCUUGCUGCUGUUCUCUCAGGGUCAUCAGUAACUGCCUCCGUCUGAUGACAUCGCCUUUCCAUGUGCCCAGAUGAGCUCAGACAUCCUUUAUCAUGGGGGCCUGAUACCUCGCUCAAUGCUACUAAGCAUUGUCGUUGCAGUAGUGAGAAAUUGGCCACGGUUAUUCAUGCAGACCUUUGUCCAGCUUUGUGCCUCUUAGGUUUUAUAAUAAUCAAAGUUUCAAUCAUUAGGGAGUCAUGUGUUUAAAAAAAAAAAAAAAAGAAGUGUUAUGGCUUUUUUUAUGUUUAUAGCUUAAGAGGCACACUGUACAGUUGCAUACUCGAUAGAAAGCUAUAAUCAAUUCUCUUUUAAGCUGCUGCUGGUGCUCUUCUAUCCAAACUGUUGAAUAGCACAGCAUUUGUAGGGUAAAUCGUCAGUGCAUUCACCGUCUCAGUGUGACCACCCCCUACUGUCUGUGUUGUUUUGAGCCAAAGUCUGUGUAAUAUACAGCAUGUUGCCCCAGCGUUUACCUUCAGAGACUAUGCAGAAGAAAUUGUGCUCCAACACGGUUCCGCAGGGAGCGAAGGGGUACAGUGCUGAGUGGACAAAGCCAAGAGUCCCUCCCAUGAGGGUCUUUGUCUGGCUGUCAAAGCCCAAGCAAACUAAUGUUUGAGUAGGAGAUUCAAGUUCAGCGGCGUGCCAAAUGUGAGUCAUGGUGCUGCGAGUGAAGCUGCUAUCCCAACAAAUCGGCCCGGCUAUUCUUUUAUCCAAAACAACUUUUAAUUUACAGAGAGUACAGAUAACUCAUGGGCUUGAUCGGACUCCUAUUUAUUGUUGUUAUCAAGAAAAAGUUUGACUGCUUCUGGGAAGGUGAUCAAUCUAAUUCUGUUUUCCGAAGCAGUUUAAUUCACCUCAAUAGAAUCAUCAGGAUGCCAGAAAGCAAUUACUGUGUUUUGCUCUGCCAGGGAGUCGGGCCAUUUGCUCCGGCGGUCAGUCGAUAAAUUAGACGCACAGAGUAGAAAAUGAUGUUAGGUGUAGAGUUCGAGCAGCUAGACUUGAGACCUAUUAUCUUGUGCUUCUCUGCAGCAGAUAAUGUCGCUCAACAACCGAAAGAAACAUUGUUCAGAAACAGAGGAGCUUCUUUGAAAGGUGUUCCGUUUCAUUAUCUUGUUACAGUGCGGUUAUUUGAGUUCUCAAAUUGAACAGUUUCUCAAUGAAAACAAAGUCUUAGCCAUGGACCCACCCAUGUAGCUUUGUGAGGAAGUUUACAUCAUCUACGCUAAACUACUUCAUAGGCCCAGUAGUGAAAGGAAUGAAGACCAACUGGUUGAGUUCCGUCUGUGUGCUUGUCUUACCUUUUACCUCACUCGCUUGUUUUUUUAUUCUGUGUCUUCCUCUCCAACCAGCUCCCCUCUCGGCUCUGAACACAAACCCAACGAGGCCUGACCCGGAGGGGGAGAGCAGCCCCCCGACCACGGAUACCACCGAGAGAAUGGCGUCUCCAGCUAAGAGAGACACCGAUUGGAGAUUGACAACCCCCACAAAACCUGACGUCAUUCCUCGAUCCCCCGGGUCACCUGCUUCACCUGUCCCCAGGUUGAAAAGUGGCAAAGACAUCGUGAAAGCAGAGGAGAGGCAGAAGCUUGCCAAGGAGCGGAGAGAGGAAAAGGCCAAAUAUCUUGAAGAGCUCAGCUUGUUACAAGCUGCUAAAAAGAGCCAGUGGCUGGAGAAGGAGGAGAAGGCGCGGCAGCUGCGGGAGCAGCAGUUGGAGGAGCGCCGCAGGAAGCUCGAGGAGCAGCGGAUCAAGGCGGAGAAACGGCGAGCCACCCUGGAGGAGAGACAGAAACAGAAACUGGAGAAGAAUAAAGAACGCUAUGAGGCAGCCAUCCACAGGUCAACCAAGAAAACGUGGGCAGAAAUCCGCCAGCAAAGGUGGUCCUGGGCUGGUGCACUAAGCCAGAACUCCAGCCAGAAAGAAGGCAGAUGCUCUGUGUCAACGGUCAACCUGCCCAAACACGUGGACUCUGUUAUAAACAAGCGACUGUCCAAGUCCUCUGCUACGCUCUGGAACUCCCCCGGCAGAACCCGUAGCCUUGCACUGAGUCCAUGGGAGAGCAGUAUAGUCGACCGGCUGAUGACGCCAACGCUGUCUUUCCUCGCUAGGAGCCGCAGUGCUGCCAGUGUCCUCACCAAUGGCAAAGAUGGUCACUCUCCUGUCUGCCCCCGCUCGGCCUCAGCCAGUCCCCUCACGUUGUGCGCCCACCAGCCCCACCGCCGCUGCUCCGACCGCUGGAGAGUGACGUCCAGCACACCCGACAUCACCCAGCGCCAACACAGACGGAGCUCCACACCCAUGGAUAAAAACAAGAAAGAAAAGAAAGACAAGGAACGGGAGAAUGAGAAGGAGAAGAGUGCCCUCAGUAAAGAGAAGGUGCUUAAGAAGAGACAGUCUCUACCCAGUAUGAGACACCGACCGGAUCCAAGUCCUAGUCCUUUAUCGAGACAACGGCCGUCAUCCCCAGCUACGCCGAAGGGCAGAACUGCCUCCCCCAGCCCUGCUGCCUCCCCCAAGCCUCCAUCCACACGUGGAAGCCCGUCAACCCCUAAAGGACGACCAAAAAGAGCCAGGACCCCUGCCAGGAUAGACCACCGCACCUCUUCCCCCGUCCCCCUCGAAAGAGUGAAGGCGCCUCGCAGGCCCGCAACUCCCGAUAAGAGAGAGAGUUCCGCCGUGGUUCCUGCCAUCACAGUAGCCUCCGCCUCCGCCUCACCCCGUCCCUCGACCCCAUCAACCACUGCAGCCUCCCCCUCACCUGAGCCAGUCCAUUCAGCUCCUUCUGUUCCUGCAUCAUCGCCUACACCGUCUCCAUCAGCCAAGCCCAUGGCAGGCACCAACAACCCAGAGGAGGCAGCUCGCAUCCUGGCAGAGAACCGGCGACAGGCCCGAGAGCAGAGGGAGAGGGACGAGCAGGAGCGCCGCGAACAGGAGGAGAAGGAGAGGAUCCUGAGAGAAGAGCGAAUAGCUAGGGAGGCCGAGGAGAGGCGACUUAGGGAGGAGGAGGCACGUGCCAUGGCCGAGGAGCAGAGGAGGAGGGACGAAGCCCAGCGCGUGCAGGACGAGAAAGAGGCUCAGGAGAGAGCCAAAGCUGAGGAGGAGGAGAACCUGCGCUUACAAAAACAGAAGGAAGAAGCUGAGGCUAAAGCCCGGGAGGAGGCGGAGAAGCAGCGUCUGGAGAGAGAGAAACACUUCCUGAAGGAGGAGCAGGAGAGGCUGGAGAGGAAAAGGCGUCUGGACGAGAUCAUGAAGAGGACACGCAAGACAGAUGCAGGCGACAAAAAAGAGACCAAGUCCUCCCCUCUCACAAACGUCAACGACAAAGAUGCAGAGAGCAGCAAAGCAUCUGCUGAUUAUCAGCCAAAGCCAGAGAUCAACUUGACCAAUAACAAGCAGGAAAAUGGACAGACCAGCGUCAAAGAAAGCAGCCCCUCAGUCCCUGUGGUCAAUGGGAUCCAGCCCACGAGACAUGAAAAUGGUCUAUCCACUAAAGAAGACACCGCCCACUUUGGAGAUAUCAUCCAUCUCGCAAAUCACGGCAACACCACCAACGGAGCGCGGGAUAAGUCUGAGACCAGCAUGGCCACCGAGCCGAUCCUCGCGUUCGAAAGUGAGGAGUCAUUCAUGAAAAAGGCCGGCCCCAUGAAGCCUCAGCAUGUCGCAGAGGUCCUGUGACAUAUCCCCAGUGUUGAAGUGCUCGUCGCAUUGGCCAUAGUGCUUUCCCGAGCCCUGUGAACUGUGCCAGCUGUUUUCAAAGCCCCUAAAAGCAAACAUUCUUCUCUCCGAAGAUGAAGCGGGCAACAGAAGAUGACGAUCCAGCAUCGGGACACAAAAAGCAAAAGACAACGGGAUGGAAAAGUGUUGCUGUAUGCAACACAGGUGCGUCAGUGUUAACACUUAAAAGAUCUUUGUGGCAUAGAUUCCAUGCACCUUAAUACUCAAUAGUAUCCUCCUUUGUACAUUACAGUCCAGCUGAGUAAUUAUUACCAUAAGCUGUAAGUGUUUCUUUUUUCUUUGUUCUUUAGUUAUUUAACUGAAAGAUAAAUAUAAAAGACUGGGUACAUUUCUGUGAAUAAUGUAAAUUAACUUUGUGUGAUGGACAAAGGAAGUCUGUGGUUUAAAGUUGAAAUGAAAGAGUCAUUUUAUGUUACUCUGCUCUGAGUAGACACUCUAAGUAAAAGCCAGGUAUUAUACAUCCUGGUCUGUACAAAGCUACCUGUAACAGUUUUUGUAAAGUUAAAUUGAGAACUCCGGAUGCAACAGCUUCUUCCUGUGUGUAGAAAUACUGUGUGUGCAAAUCUCAGCUAUGAUUGAUUGUACGCAGAACUGGAUGUAAUCAUGAGUGUGCAAUUUCACGAAUAAGAAACCGCAGGUCAUUUAAUGUGAAUCCCUAGAAACAGGGAUUUACUCCACUAUUCAACUCUCUCAUGUGAAAGCAUGACAAAGUUUUCUCUCAUAUGCAUUGAGACUCCAUGGACUCAUAUGUAUCUGAAAUGCUGGUGCGUGUAUAUGCUAUAAUUAUUUUGAUGUGCGUUACGUCAGUGGGAGCAUCUUACGUCUUAUUAAAGGCAAGCUGUCCAGUC
This is a messenger RNA of Anarrhichthys ocellatus (wolf-eel), 6823 nucleotides long. RefSeq names its product MAP7 domain containing 1a (gene map7d1a). The transcript is spliced from 18 exons. Bases 3498 to 5915 code for a protein of 805 amino acids. Lineage: Eukaryota; Metazoa; Chordata; Actinopteri; Perciformes; Anarhichadidae. The record is from RefSeq and is a predicted model, not a curated record. Gene Ontology annotation, cellular component: microtubule cytoskeleton. Gene Ontology annotation, biological process: microtubule cytoskeleton organization.